This is a messenger RNA of Symbiodinium sp. CCMP2592, 666 nucleotides long. Lineage: Eukaryota; Dinophyceae; Suessiales; Symbiodiniaceae. The record is from the annotation of a GenBank genome assembly.
AUGCUGCCCAAGAUAGAAGCAAUGGUGGCGGAUGGCGCUUCUGAUGAACAGCUGGCCCUCAACUUCAUGUUUGGCGGAAACCAGCUUGUGCAGAGGCAAGUUGUUGUUGAGGGCAAGGCAAUGGCCAAGCUGCUUUGCGUGGUCGACAUCCGCAUGGCCCUGUCCGGGGCUUGGAUUUAUGAGACUGUGUCAAAGGUCUUGUUGGUGGCUGAUUGUUGCUGCCUGGUGUUGCAAGCAUGCCUGAGGACGUUGGCUGCCCUGGCCGAUGCGCAUGAUGAGCACAUGCUUAUUGUGCGGCUGGCUGAUGAGGAGAAUGUUGAUGGUGUCAUGCUUCAGGAGGAGCUCUUCCGGAAUUUGUUGGAGAAGCAGCCCCUUCAUGUUCAGAAGGAAGAUGGAAGGAUGAGGAACAUGGGAGGGCCGGAGCAAUGCAAUGGCAUGGUGCUCCGUGAAGUUCUGGCCCGCAUGCACAACUGGGUUGAACUUGUCAAAGAUGUCAUCAAAGCCGAGCUCCCACAUUUUGAAGCCUUUGCUAGUAUAUCUUCCCUCUUGCAGCUGAGCAACCCAUCUGAAAAAGAUGAUGAUUCUUCCUUCACAACAACAAGUCGUGACCUCAAGAAGCCAGCUGAAACCAUGUCAGCCCUUCUGAAUGUGAGCCCUGUUGCCUAG